This is a messenger RNA of Saccharomyces eubayanus, 99 nucleotides long. RefSeq names its product mitofissin (gene ATG44). The transcript has a single exon. The record is from RefSeq and is a predicted model, not a curated record. Bases 1 to 99 code for a protein of 32 amino acids. Lineage: Eukaryota; Fungi; Ascomycota; Saccharomycetes; Saccharomycetales; Saccharomycetaceae.
AUGAGGAACUACAUGAAGCGGUACUUGAAUGUGGGGGAGUCUGUGUACGACUACUCUGUUGCCACGUGUGGCUCCUCGACUUACUUCGCUAGGAAGUAA